GUCUAAACAUGGAGGUACAGUUGAGCUGCACACUGCUGGUUCCCAGGCCUACUCUAUACCCCUAGGCCACACAGCAUCUAGCCCUUAAAAAGCUCGACACUACCGUCAGAUUAUCCACUGCUUCGCCGUUACAAGCAACGGUUAUGAACUGCAGCGACUUUGUUUCGAUGGAAAGCCUGGGCGAUUACGGAGCGUCGGACCAUGUACCUGUAUCGUCGAGCGACCUACUCUCAGACAUACCUAAACACUCACGCACCUCUCUGGCUAACCUCGGCAACAUGAUGGAACCGAACGAUUUUCGGACUUCUGAUUACAGUGUUAGUUCGCUGAAUGGACUGCAGACGAAUACAAGCUCUAGUUAUACAACGUUAACACCUUUGCAGCCCCUUCCGCCGAUUUCAUCCGUGACUUCGGACAAGUUUCGGCACCAUCACCACCACGAUACUGGCAAUGUUAGCGGCAGUUUUACUUUGAUGAACUCGCACACAAACCACAUGAUGAACAAUCCAUACGAAAAGCUUACGAGUAUGAACAUGGGUCCCGUCGGUAGUGGAAUGGGGCCCAAUACAAUGUUAAACGGCUAUGGCCAUCAUCAUCCUCAAAGCAUGGCCGGCUACGGACCGCACAGUCCAGGCAAUUCUUACGCACGCAGUAUGAACAUGAACAUAAACCCGAUGAACGGGUAUGAACCACAAUAUCCAUCGCACCACACAGAUCAUAUGAGAGGUUUACAACAACAGAGAACAAGUCUAGCCAAUCCGAUGGUUAUUAACGGCAUGCACACAACACCGCAUCCCACACCGACACCGCCGUCGAGUAGAAAUUCGAACAUUUCUUCCCGGGACUCGGGCAAUGGAGAAGAGAUCAACACGAAAGAAGUCGCACAGCGAGUGACCAGCGAACUGAAACGUUACAGCAUACCACAGGCAGUGUUCGCACAACGAGUACUUUGUCGAAGCCAGGGAACUCUUAGCGACUUGCUACGUAAUCCCAAGCCAUGGAGCAAAUUGAAGAGUGGUCGGGAGACCUUCCGAAGAAUGUGGAAGUGGUUACAGGAGCCCGAGUUUCAAAGAAUGUCUGCGCCAGCCUGCAAGAAAAAAGAAGAAGAAACAAAAAACCCAGUGCAGCAAAACAUGCCAAAGAAACCACGACUUGUUUUUACCGACAUACAACGCCGUACGCUUCAUGCCAUUUUCAAAGAAACGAAGAGACCGUCCAAAGAGAUGCAGAUUACCAUAGCACAGCAGCUUGGCUUAGAACUCAGUACAGUCAGUAACUUCUUCAUGAACGCGCGACGAAGAUCGCUCGACAAAUGGCAAGAUGACCCAAGUAACAACAACAACAACAACAACAAAGUUUGACACAUUUAAAAUCUUAUAUUUUGUUAAAAAACAAAACAAAACAAAACAGUGUUUGGGGCAAAAAAAAAUAAACAAAGAUUCAAGUCCAUUGUUUAAGUUCAAAGAAUCCAACAAUUCUGGAUGCAAGAAUUUGUGUGCAUUUAUGAAAAAAUAUUUAUAAAGUUUCUGGAACUGCUAAAGAAUGUAAAAAUUUAUAAAAAUAUGUCAAAAGUAUUCUUGACGGAAACGAUUAGAUAGUGUGCCUAAUUGGUGUGGAUACUACCUCAUUGUAAAAAAACAAAACAAAGGAACAUUUUUAAUAUAAAAAAAGCAUUAUAUAAUAACAGAACGUUUGUGAAUAUUGUUAACUGUGACUCAAUUUGGCAAAGAUCCUUUUAUUUCUGAUAUUUCCAUGUAGUUUGCAAUUGUAAUAUCAUUCCAGGAAACUUCCAAGAUGUUCUGUCAAACGUUUGAAAUCUUUUUACAAGAGCACUAAUUUUCAAGCCACUCUCACAUGAUACAAAUUUGAUUUUAUGUCUGUUACCACGCAAAUAGACCAUUUUCCGUUCACUGCGAGAAUCGCGCGUUAUGCAUGAAAUCGAACGUAAAAACAGGACAAACAAAGGUCAUUGCGUCGUAGUGGCGUCAAACAUCGCGUAGGAUUCAACAAACGCGAAAGUAUUUUGGGGGACAUUACCAUGCUUAAUAAUGUGCUGUCCACAUUUGAUGAUAGACAAUUUUGAUUAAGUAAGGGUAUUCGGAAGCAAUAUUUCUGUCGGAGAUUGACCGGUCGAUGUGAGCUAUGAAAUAAAGAAAUUCGAGUUCAAAAUCAAAUCGAUUUUUGCGGCAGACGUUCGACACGCGUCUUUCAUGAAUCUCGCGAGAUCUCGCAAAUUUGCAGAAAAUCACCUAUUGUCAACUGCUAGGUUAUUGCUGUAUCUAUCUGGUUAUUAAUCCAUGCUCGUAUUUUAGACAGCGAUAGAGUCAUCACAUCAUGCUCCCCUCCCCCGCCUUGUUCUGCCUUCUCUUUGGUGACAAUUCAAUUAUGUUAAUUGAUAUUACUGCCAGACAUGGAAUUUCACAAAGUGUGAUUAUUUUUUGCAUAAUUCUAUUAAGAGCUCAUGAUCAAAAACUGAGUUGUCAGUUUUAAUAUUAACUGAAUUAUAAAGUUUAUUCCUGUGAAAUGUUACAUUAUGAUAAUGUACCUAACCCUUAAAAACAACAUUUUUCCUGCCAAAAAAUUUGGUGCAAGAUUUUGCAUAUUUUUAUGUAUUUUUUUAAAAAUUAUUUAUUAAUUUUGGUCCAGAUGGAUAUGAUUUCUUAUUGGCUAUUGGUCUUGAUCAAAAAAUUUGAAAAAUCUGCCAAAAAAUUAUGCAUGUUUAUUCUAUAAAAGGUAACAGAAGUUAAUUUUGGCAUACAAAGGGUUGAAGGUCGAAGGUCAAAUGGUUUUAAGGUACACCUACUCUACACAAUGCCCCACCUCCAUCUUAUCCAAAACAAAAACGAAUUACUGGAACUUUGCCAAUUAUGUAACAGUUUUCAAGUUAUUUAUGCAGUAAUUGUGAGAAUGCUGAAAAAGAAUAGUGAACAAUUCAAAUUUAAUAUAUUAAUUAUAUUAUUUUGGUUUUAUAUAAAAAUGUUGUUGUUGAUUUUUUUGGCAGUUUCUUUUUGUGUUAAAACAUUGUUUUUAUUGUAAUUUAUAAUAUGUAUUUUGAAAAGUUAUAUUCACCAUUGACUUCCUACAAUUACGUUUUCCCCAGACUACUGUACAUUGUUUUUAAUGUAAAUGCCAUAAAUUUAUUCACCAAAUAAAAAGAAACUGUCAAAAAAAUAUGCAAACACAAAACAUAAUCUUGGAAAAUUGUCCAGAUUUUUAAAAGAGUACUUGAAUAUUUGAACUUCCUUAUUUUUUUGGAAAGUAUAUUUAAAAAACAUUGUCUGUUUUAAUUUGUUGCUUGAAAAUUUGCCAAUUGAGUUGUAUUGGGCUAUAAUUAUAUUAUUUAUAAAACUGAGUUUGUUUCAUGUCAUUUCAUAUAUGGAAAUCCACUUACCAUAUAUGUAUGAAUCUAAUUACAAUAUAUUUAUAAAAUUGAGUUUGCUUCACGUCAUUCCAUAUAUGGAAAUCUACUUUCCAUAUAUGUAUGAAUCUAUUAAAUUACAAUAUAUUAUUUAUAAAAUUGAGUUUGCUUCACGUCAUUCCAUAUAUGGAAAUCCACUUACCAUAUAUGUAUGGAUCUAAUUACAAUAUAUUAUCUUUAUUUGUUGUAUUAUAAUUCCUAUGGUCUAUUAUCAUUCCACUUUUCCCAUAUUUGGAUUUGUUAAUUCCAUAUAUGGUGUUCUGUUUUGUUUUAUCAGGUGAAUUUCAUAUAGUGUUGUGUAUAUUUGUUGAAACAUUCAGCUUUAAGUCAUUUGUGAUACUUAAAAAAAAAAUAAUCGGAUACAUUAUUUAAAAAAAACCACACAUUUCUUAGCAGGGUGUUUUGCUUCCUUUCCAUAAUUAACUUGAGGUCGGAUAUCCAAAACAAAUUAGCAUAUCUUAAAUAUUGUCUAUACACUUUGUAUUACAUUUCCUUAUUUAAAACUUGCUGCUCUUGUGUCGUUACUUACUAUAGAUUCUUGACCAAACAUUGUCAGACGCUUUGGUGUUGACGUCAAUACAUUAUACUUACAACAAUUGUAGAACUCAACAACUUUUAACUCAUUAAUGUAAUUAGAUGUUUUCAUAUGCAAAUUUUUACUAUUCUUAAAAAUUACUUUCUAUAAAAAAAACAAAAAAAAAUAUGUUGCAUCUUUCAUAAUGUUAGUCAAACCCAGUGGUCAAUUUCAUUUGCUUUAUCUUUUGUAAGUAUGCCUAUACAUGGAUAAAUAUCUCUAUCAUUCCUUUUUCCCUAAGCUCGGUUCUCAUUUAUCAGUUUUUCGUUAUGACCCUCUCGAGGCUGGCAAUAAAAUAAUUUAUUUAAAGAUUUUAUUGAUUCAUAUGAGAUUUAACCUUUCUCUGUAUUACUGUAAAAAAAAAAUGUAGUUGUGGUUAGGACAUUUCAGAACCAAGUUGAAAUGCUUUGUUUUGUUUACAUACAGCGUAAAAAUGCAGUACAUAUGAAUAACAGAGAUUUUAAGGCAUCUCACUAGCUCAUCAAUUUCAUUUUAAGAUUAUACAUAUCGAAAACCAAUAUGGACCUAUCAUUGUUUCAAGGAUGUUGUAAAUUUUGAUAUAAGUGUUAGGAUUCCAAAAAUGUGGUAUUGUGCAAUACAUUUCACCAUUCCGUUCCAGAAUAUUCUAGAUAGUUUUCUUGUAUUAUUUUUGCUUGUUCGGGAAAUGUUUUAAAUUUGGAUUCAUGCUUUUUUUUUUAGGUCUUCUUUGUAAAGCAGUUGACACUCAGUUUGGAACUGAGCAAUUAGCAUGUAAAUAUGCAAAUUAGUCUGACAAAGCACUCCAUUGAUUGGCCAAUUAAAAUUAAUAUUCAAAUGAACUGCCAUAUUUGGAGUCUAAACAGUGAUAAUUCACCUCCUUAUAUGAUUGUGGUGAGAGACUAUUUUUUAAAACGUGUUUUUACAUUGCAAUAAUUUUUAAAAAUCUUACCCUAGAGAGACAGUAUAGAUGUUUUUCUCUCUAUUAUUCUAAAGAAUUUUUUUUUAAACCAAAGUUUGCAGUGCAAUACUAACUGGACACCAGGGGGUGUCACUCUUGGCCCACUUACUUGCCUAUAUGUUGACAGUUUGCAAUAUUUAACCAGAGUAGCUCCCCCUGGUAUUUUUUUUUUGCCAUCUUAUGUGUGAGUUUGUCACGUUUCAGGUUUCAUUUUUUUUUUAACAGUAAAUUGUAUUUCUUGUUGCUGUAAAGUUUGCUGCCAUUUGUAGAUUAGUUGUGUGUGUUACAUAAGAGCUUUUGUUAAAGAUUCUAUUUGCAGUUUAUUUUAUUUGUCUUUUAUUUUAUGGCAUCGCCAAGAGACCUGUAUAUGAUGCCGGAGAAAAAUAUUGAAGAUAUAACCAUUUUUGUGGUUUUUAGUAUUUGGUGUUACAUCUGUAUAUAUUUGCAAUUUUUUUUUUCUUGUAUUGGAUUAAAAUAUAUGCAAAAAAUAAA
Saccoglossus kowalevskii is the source of this 5421-nucleotide messenger RNA. RefSeq names its product onecut transcription factor. Gene Ontology annotation, molecular function: RNA polymerase II cis-regulatory region sequence-specific DNA binding; DNA-binding transcription factor activity, RNA polymerase II-specific. Gene Ontology annotation, biological process: regulation of transcription by RNA polymerase II. The record is from RefSeq and is marked provisional. Lineage: Eukaryota; Metazoa; Hemichordata; Enteropneusta; Harrimaniidae. Gene Ontology annotation, cellular component: nucleus.